Lathyrus oleraceus (garden pea) is the source of this 768-nucleotide messenger RNA. Its product is annotated as probable 6-phosphogluconolactonase 4, chloroplastic. The transcript has 3 exons. The coding region runs from base 1 to 768 and encodes 255 amino acids. Gene Ontology annotation, molecular function: 6-phosphogluconolactonase activity. Lineage: Eukaryota; Viridiplantae; Streptophyta; Magnoliopsida; Fabales; Fabaceae. The record is from RefSeq and is a predicted model, not a curated record. Gene Ontology annotation, biological process: pentose-phosphate shunt; carbohydrate metabolic process.
AUGUUGAGUACCUUAGGUGAGUAUUAUCAAUGUAAAAUUUGUCUCUCUAAUCUUGAAUAUAAGCAAAUUAAAUCGAGCAAUUUAGGAACAUUAAGCGCUUUGUCAAAAAAAAUUGUAUGUUUCGAUUUCAGGAAAUUGGUUGAUUCGCCAUAUGCUGAAACCAUAGAUUGGUCAAAAUGGCAUGUUUUCUGGGUUGACGAGAGGGUUGUCCCAAAGGAUAACUUAGAAAGUAAUUAUAAGCUUGCCAAUGAUGGAUUUCUCUCCAAGGUGCCAAUUCCCCCUCUCAAUGUUUAUUCUAUUGAUGAUUCCCUACCACCUGAUGGAGCAGCAGAUGUUUAUGAGACAACCCUUAGACGCUUGGUUACUAGCAAUGUGAUAGCCACAUCAACCAAUGGGUUACCAAAAUUUGAUCUCAUGCUUCUAGGUAUGGGUCCGGAUGGACAUGUUGCAUCUUUAUUCCCGGGUCAUCCUCUUCUCAAUGAGGAUCAGAAAUGGAUUUCUUUCCUCAAUGACUCACCAAAACAACCACCAGAGAGAAUCACUUUCACAUUUCCAGUGAUCAAUGCUUCUUCCAAUGUAGCAAUGGUGGUUACCAGAGAAUUCACAACAAGUUCAAAAGAUGGAAGAAGAGGAAGAGCAUUAGAGCAGAACGUACCGUAUUCAAGUGAUCUCCUUGCGCUGCAACCUUCGAUUCAACGUUCGCAAGAGCAAACCCCCACUUCGAAGGAUCUCCUUGCGCUGCAACCUUCGAUUCAACGUUUGGCUUGA